AUGCCGCGCAUCGCAGGACUCACGCCGUUUACAAAGGCCGACGUUGAUGAGAGUGCCGUCGACGUUGGUGUCUACUCCGAGGGCGAGGAAGAGUUUGCAUCCAGGCCGCCCACAGAUCAGAUCAAGCGUCGUCUCUCUGGUGUUGAUCAUCCUCAGAUCAAAAAGGCUCCCCAAUGGAUCACACUCACCCCCAUGUACAUUGGUAUUGCAGGAAAUCUCGCAACAGACAAGUCAACACUCGAAAUCGGUCUCAGCAUUCACGACGCGACCUACUCGAUCGACUUUUCCAUCAAGCACCUCCAUUUCCCCAACAACGAGCCAGAGCCAAAGGCGAUUGCCGAUUUUAUCAUCAACACUAUCAUUGAAUUCUCAAAGGAGCAUCUCAUGAAGUUUGUUGGUGCCGGUGUUACCUCGCGUCUCGUCGAGCUCUCUCCCAACCUUUGCGGUCGUCUCUGGCGCGAGUUGGACAUUGUCCCCCUCGUCUUCCACGUUCGCUCCACGCAGCGACUCCAGCCCGGCCGCCCUGUUGCCAAACUCGACGCUCAGGGUUUCCCAAUUCACUCUACGGGCGUUCUCACUCCUCUGCCGGGCACCCAGCAACAACAGGCGGCCGUUCAGCCUCCCCAGAGUAAUCUGCUCUCCGUCGCUGCAGGCACCGCCCAAACCCAGGCUGCAGAUGCUUCCGCACCAGUUCGUCCUGCAGAUGAACAGGCCGAUUCUGCAGUCCGCAAGGCUGUUCUCUACUUUGGUCCCUCUGGCCAUAAUCCACGUUUGUCGAUCGGCUUCAGAAACGAAGUCGAGCCAGAUGCGGCUGGACGCAUCCGCAUCGUCGACAGCAUCGAGGAUUAUCGUUCAACCGUGCGCGAGCCGACAUGGAAUGCGGUACUGCAUUACGCAAAGAUUCUUCGCGAGAAAAAGACCAAGAUUGCCUUCUUCAGCUCCACACCCCAGGGAGGAGGUGUCGCCCUCAUGCGUCAUGCGCUUAUCAGGUUGUUCCAUCUGCUCGGCGUCGACGCCAAAUGGUACAUUCCCAGUCCCUCCCCUGCCGUGUUCCGUAUCACGAAGAACAACCAUAAUAUCCUCCAGGGUGUCGCCGAUCCGUCUCUGCGCCUGACGCAAGCUCAGCAGGAUCAAUUCACUCAAUGGAUCACAUACAAUGCCAACCGCUACUGGCUCUCCGAAGGUGGCCCUCUUGCUCCUGGAGGUGCAGAUGUCAUCUUCAUUGAUGACCCUCAGAUGCCCGGUCUCAUCCCUCUCAUUCGUAAAGUCCGUCCAGAAGUGCCAAUUCUCUAUCGUUCCCACAUCGAGGUGCGCAGCGACCUCAUCCACCAAGAGGGAUCGCCACAAUCAGAGGUCUGGGAUUAUCUCUGGAGUCGCAUUCAGCAGGCAGAUAUGUUCAUCUCGCACCCUGUCGACAAGUUUGUGCCCGACUCUGUCAAGUUUGAGAAUGUGGGCCUUCUCCCUGCCACGACCGACUGGCUCGAUGGUCUGUCCAAGCACAUGGGCGAAUGGGACAUUCAAUACUACAUGGGUAUCUUCCGCACGCUCUGCUCUGAGAUUCGCAUGAGUAAAUUGCACUGGCCUGCGCGCGAGUACAUUGUCCAGGUUGCCAGAUUCGAUCCUGCCAAGGGUAUUCCCGUCGUCAUUGAUUCCUUUGUCAAGCUCCGCCGCAAGCUCGACCUCAAGCUCCCAGCAAGCCAAUGCCCACAAUUGCUCAUCUGCGGUCACGGUGCUAUCGAUGAUCCCGACGCGAGCAUCAUCUAUUCCGAGACGCUUGCCCUUUUGGAGACGGAGGAGUAUGCUCCUUAUGCAUCAGAUAUCGUUGUCAUGCGUAUCCCACCAAGCGACCAGAUUCUCAACGCCUUGAUGUCGAGCGCCAAGAUUGUGCUCCAACUCUCGUCGCGCGAGGGCUUUGAAGUCAAAGUGUCCGAGGCGAUUCACAAGGGCAAGCCGAUUAUUGCUACACGUGCUGGUGGUAUUCCCCUACAAGUGCAGCACGGCAAGAACGGAUUCCUUGUCGACGUCGGAGAUUCGUCUGCGGUGGCCAAGCACCUGUACCAAUUGUGGACAGAUCCUGGUCUCUACAAGCAAAUGUGCGAGUAUGCGAAGAGGAGCGUGUCGGACGAGGUGGGCACUUGGGGCAAUGCGGCUGCUUGGAUGUAUCUGGCAACCAAGUUUGCGGCCGGGGAGAAGCUCAAGCCCAAUGGCAAGUGGAUCAACGACAUGAUGCGCGAAGACUGUGGCCAGCCUUACACGGACGACGAGCCGCGACUCCCUCGCAAGGUGAUCAAGCCCGGUGUUUGA
This is a messenger RNA of Serendipita indica DSM 11827, 2304 nucleotides long. The record is from the annotation of a GenBank genome assembly. NCBI's taxonomy places the organism in Eukaryota, Fungi, Basidiomycota, Agaricomycetes, Sebacinales, Serendipitaceae.